GUCUAUUUUCAGUUACCACCAAACUGUUCCUUGAGGAAGAAAACAAUUUUGUUGGAGUGGUCAAAUGCGUUUACGCUCUUUAAGAGUCUCUUAUUUUUUGCUCUCUUUUUGUUCGGUCAUUAAUAUUUAAAUCUGCUUUGUCAGACAUUAUCAUUCUACAUAUAUUGUUUUUGAACUAUUUAUUGUUUGAGGUUCUAGUAUAGAGUAAAGCAUUUGCUUUCAUUAUUUGGUUUCGUAUAUCACUAGACAUUUAUCAUUCUUUACCUUGCAUUGUUUUGUCACACCGUCUCAAAGCGUUCGGCCAUCAUUUUUCGCCAGAAAGCAGUUCUAACUUAUUUAAUUAUCGAUAUAGAGACUCUCGUUACUACUUAAUUGCCGUCGUAUAUAUUUGUCACAUAUAGGUUUAUUCUUAAUAAUGCGUGCCUUGCCAUAUGUCACUGCUGCCACCGUGAUCGUAUUUAUGAUCAUUGGAGGUGCUUGGUGGAACCACAAUCUCGAUAAUCGCUUGCAGUCAGAGGUAAACAAGAUUUUGGACAAACAGAAAUCGAUUUUUGUAACACCCACUGCCACACUUACAAACACGGAGACCGAUACAGUUCGUACCACAUUGGAUAGGACUAUAAGCCAAACUGCUACAACUACAGAAACAGUUACUGCUACUCCUUCAGCUACUCCCGUUAUUCAUCAGUUGGAGCAGACUAAUCCCCAUCCCGACAACUCAAAAAUUGUCAUCCUUAUGGGUAGCAAUUUCCAUAAGCAGGAUGGUCCUCUUAAUAAAUAUGCGAAAUCCAUUAUAAAAAAUCGUCGUGAAUAUGCUGAGCGCCAUGGUUUCAUAUUCGAAUUUUUAGAUGCAAGUGAAUAUGCUGCUAAAGUUACAGGUCACUUGUACCCAUGGGUCAAAGUUCCCAUGCUUAAGGAUACAAUGGAUAAGUAUCCUCAGGCCGAGUGGAUUUGGUGGUUGGAUCAUGAUGCACUUAUUAUGAACAAGGAUGCGAACAUUGUUGAAACUCUCCUUGAUCAUGAGAAGCUUAAUAGCCUUUUGACUCGUGGAGCUGAAUACAAGAGUGGUGCCGGUAUAGAAACCGAUGGCUUUUAUACACCACAACAGCAAGAAGCGCAAGAUGUCCAUUUUAUUAUGUCUCAAGAUUUCAAUGGAAUUAAUGCGGGAAGUCUUUUUGUCCGUAAUAGUGAAGUCGGUCGUUGGAUUGUUGAUAUUUGGUUUGAACCUUUGUACCUGGAUCAUAUACAGGGUUACGCUGAACAGCAGGCAAUUUCACACAUGAUUUAUUAUCAUCCAAUAGUCCACAAACAUGUUGGUCUUGUUCCAUUACGAACAAUCAAUGCUUAUGACUUUUAUGACGACCCAACUUGGUCAUGGCAAGAAAAUGAUAUUUGCAUUCAUUUUGCUGGUUGCAACUUCUUCCAUAACUGUCCCGAAAAGUUUGAAAAGUAUGCCAAGAUACUCACCGAUAAACAAGGUGAUGAUUGGUUAGACGUAGAGGAAAAGGAGUUUAUUAAACAACGGAUAUCUGCUCAAUAAUCUCGUUAGCAUCAAGUUUGAACUAAGUUCGGUCGAUUAUAGUAUACUGAGAUAAUUGUUGUUGGUUUAAUGUUGUCCACUUUAUUUCACAACUUUCUCCUUAGUGCGACGGCCGUCGAUAUCUAAGAUUUCCAAUGAAGAGUUGGAUUUCUUCACUUCGACUCUAUUUAUAUAACUAUCUUGAAUAUUAAACCAUCUCUUGAUUUAGAACUCCUCUGAACAGUUUAAUAAUAUUUUUGUUGAUUGAAGCCGUGAUAGGCGUCUUUUUACUUGUACCAGCUUUCAGGCUUAUCUCAAGGUACCGUUCAGAUCGUCUUGCCUGUCUUCAGAAUGAUUAAAUGAAACAAGUCUAGCUUUUUGUAACCACUACAGCAUAGUGAGUUUAUAAAGCGCUGAGACAAUGAAAUACUUGAUCUAAUAUGACUGAAGAAGGAAUAAGAGUGACAGGGAACGCUCAUACUGUUCAUGAGACGUGAAGCAUUUGUUUAAAUAGUUAAAGUACUUUGUGAAACGGUUUAAUUCAGUUUAACCAGCCAGCGAAAUGUUUUAUACGAUCACUGCUGAAGAUAUAUAAGUUUUCUUGACUUGGGGGUUUCAAGCAUUAUAGAUGAGGCGAGUGUGCCAUAGUUGACCUCAAUCUUCAAAACUGGUGAAUUGCUAUACUCUGAGGGAACUUAUAAAAUACUUCAAAAAGUUAAUUAAUUGAGCAUAUCAAUAAGCAUAACGGAAGAUAAUAUUAUAAGCGUAUGAGGCAUAAGUUGUGUCUAUGAA
Messenger RNA from Schizosaccharomyces octosporus yFS286, 2311 nucleotides. RefSeq names its product alpha-1,2-galactosyltransferase Gma12. Gene Ontology annotation, cellular component: Golgi membrane. Lineage: Eukaryota; Fungi; Ascomycota; Schizosaccharomycetes; Schizosaccharomycetales; Schizosaccharomycetaceae. Bases 416 to 1540 code for a protein of 374 amino acids. The transcript has a single exon. Gene Ontology annotation, molecular function: glycosyltransferase activity. Gene Ontology annotation, biological process: protein N-linked glycosylation. The record is from RefSeq and is a predicted model, not a curated record.